Aspergillus japonicus CBS 114.51 is the source of this 594-nucleotide messenger RNA. Its product is annotated as FabD/lysophospholipase-like protein. The transcript has 2 exons. The coding region runs from base 1 to 594 and encodes 197 amino acids. Gene Ontology annotation, biological process: secondary metabolite biosynthetic process; fatty acid biosynthetic process. Gene Ontology annotation, molecular function: fatty acid synthase activity. The record is from RefSeq and is a predicted model, not a curated record. NCBI's taxonomy places the organism in Eukaryota, Fungi, Ascomycota, Eurotiomycetes, Eurotiales, Aspergillaceae.
AUGGCGAUGGAGAAGCAGGCUAUUCCUCCGCAUCUGAACUUCGAGUCUCCGAACGAGAAUGGUGCAUUUGAUGCAUUGAACUUGGAAGAUCCCCCUCAGGUCGGUGAAAGCGAGGAAAAUGAGGAAGAGUUGCUCGAUCAACUGGCUUUUACCCUCGGACAGCGACGCACCCGGUUUCCUUGCACCAUAGCCUGGAGUGGCUCGUCAAUCACUGAAGCAUACGCCACCCUCGAUGCCCCAGGUUUGACAACCCAGCGCAGUAUGCGUGUGCCACGCGUGGGAAUGGUAUUUACUGGCCAAGGCGCGCAAUGGUUUGCCAUGGGUCGCGAGCUGCUCGACGCAUACCCGGUCUUCUGUGAUACCAUACACGAGGUCGACGCUUGCUUAAAGUCAAUGGGGGCUAUGUGGUCUGCACUCGAGGAACUGCAGCGAAAUGCCGAGGAAAGCCGUCUCAACCAGGUCGCGUAUAGUCUGCCACUGAGCGUGGCUAUUCAGCUUGCUCUGGUCGACCUGCUACGUUCUAUCCUGCAGGAGUCACCGCUCAUUCCAGUGGAGAGGUCGGUGCUGCCUACGCCGCCGGAGCCAUCACCCUGA